Messenger RNA from Triticum turgidum subsp. durum (durum wheat), 1152 nucleotides. NCBI's taxonomy places the organism in Eukaryota, Viridiplantae, Streptophyta, Magnoliopsida, Poales, Poaceae. The record is from the annotation of a GenBank genome assembly.
AUGUCAUUCAUGGCGAGCUCAAGGCUGCAGGCGCGGACAACAUGGUGCAGCCGCUGCGGCGCGUCCAUCUCCGCGCCGCCGGGCGCGCGCUCCGUCCGGUGCGCGCUCUGCCACACCACGACGCGCGUGGAGCGCCGGCCGCAGCAGAACGGCGGCCUGCACCAGGCCGUGGGCUUCAUCAAGGGCCUGCUCUUCGGGUCUCCGUCGCAGCCGCCACCGCCGCCGCCCGCGUCGUCCGGGUCGAUGCGUGCCGGCGACCCGUACAGCCUGCCGGCCAGCUACCCGCGCACCCGCGGCAAGAAGCGGGCGCUCCUCGUCGGCAUCAGCUACAGCUUCACCAAGUACGAGCUCAAAGGCACCGUCAACGACGUCAACUGCAUGGCCUACUUGCUCCGCCAGAGGUUCAGCUUCCCCGACGACUCCAUCCUCGCCCUCACGCAGGAGGAGAAGGACCCGUGCCGUUGGCCGACCAAGGACAACAUCCGGCUGGCGAUGCGGUGGCUGGUGGAGGGCUGCACCUCCGGCGACUCCCUGGUGUUCCACUUCUCCGGCCACGGCGUCCAGAAGCUGGACAACAACGGCGACGAGGUGGACGGCUACGACGAGGCGCUCUGCCCUCAGGACUUCGAGGACCGCGGCGUGAUCCUUGACGACGAGAUCAACGAGAGCAUCGUCCGGCCCCUCGGCGCAGGUGUCAAGCUCCACGCCAUCAUCGAUACCUGUCACAGCGGCACCAUCCUCGACCUCCCCUACCUCUGUCGCAUAUCCAGAACUGGGUACUGGCAAUGGGAGAACCACAACCGUCAACCGGACGCGCAGAAGGGCACUAGCGGCGGCCUGGCGAUCUCCUUCAGCGGCUGCGGGGACAGCCAGACCUCGGCAGAGUCAGACAGGAAGGCGUUCUUGGGCUCCACCUCCACCGGUGCCAUGACGUACAGCUUCAUCAAGGCGGUGGAGUCUGAGCCGGGCACCACCUACGGUCGCCUGCUCAGCGCCAUGCGGGCCACCAUCCGCGACAACGGCGGUGACUCCGGCAUCCCUGGGCCCAUCGGCUCCUUUUUCCGCCGGGUCAUCACCUUCAGCAGCGCACAGGAGCCUCAGCUGUGCGCGUCCGAAGCAUUCGACAUCUACAGGAAGCCGUUUAUCUUGUAA